This is a messenger RNA of Cyprinodon variegatus (sheepshead minnow), 4247 nucleotides long. RefSeq names its product B-cell lymphoma/leukemia 11A-like (gene znf296). Gene Ontology annotation, cellular component: nucleus. Gene Ontology annotation, molecular function: DNA-binding transcription factor activity; RNA polymerase II cis-regulatory region sequence-specific DNA binding. NCBI's taxonomy places the organism in Eukaryota, Metazoa, Chordata, Actinopteri, Cyprinodontiformes, Cyprinodontidae. The transcript has 3 exons. The record is from RefSeq and is a predicted model, not a curated record. Bases 193 to 2265 code for a protein of 690 amino acids. Gene Ontology annotation, biological process: positive regulation of transcription by RNA polymerase II.
AAAAGAAGCGUGAACUUGAACGCUGCUGCCUCCUUCACACCAGCUCCAGUCCAGGCGGAGGCCAGCCAGCCAGCCAGUCUGUUAUCUGUCCGUCCCCGGCGGUCAGCUUAUCGGAGUCGGAGCAGCUGGAAGAGGGGGGGAGGAGGGUGUUGUUUUAAGGGACCGAGGAAAGGUGCCAAAUAGCGCGACGCGAUGUCCAGGCGCAAACUUGGGAGCCGACCGCAGCACCUGAGCGCAAUUCAAGCCCCAGAUGUCUGUGAUAUGGAGGAACCUUCAGACUCAUCAGAAGACCACCAUCUUCCUCCUCCUGCUCUUCAGGUUGGGACCCCUGAAGAUGGCCGUGACCUGCUAACCUGCGGGCAGUGCAGCCAGGCCUUCCCCCUCGCCCACAUCCUGGCGUUCAUUCAGCACAAACAGGGCGGCUGUGUCUCACAGAACCAAGCCACAUUCGCCACUCCUCCUUCGCCUGCCAGUAGAGCAGGACGCCAGCGGGUCGCCGGUUCGGAGCCACGACCCGGCUUCAUCGAGCUCCGGAGAGGGGCUUCCAGGGAGCGGUCCGGUGGGGAGGAACCCGGUCUUAGUGUGAGACCAGACCUAAGCAAAUCAGGAUCUCAAGAGCCUUCCUUUUUCACUUGCCUUCAGUGUGAUGGUGUGUUUUGUUCAGCAUGGGCGCUCCUGCAACACGCUCAGCACAUGCACUCCUUCAACAUCUACCAAGAGGAUGAGGAGGACGAUGCAUACGUUGGUUUAAGAGAUGGUCUAAAUGAAAACAAACCUGCAGCUUCUGUUCUUGAUCCACGUCACCUGAACCAGGCUCUGGCCUCGGCCUUUCAGCCCUCGACUCUGCGACGCUCCCGUCAGAGCCAGGCCACCUCAGCGAGCCUCCAGGCUAUGAACUUCUCGGUGCAGCUCAAGAAGCUUGCUGAGGGGAACAACACCAAUGGUACCUACCCCAUGGGCCCUGUGUUGUCUCCAUCUUCAUCUCCCCCAGCAGCUUCAACGUUUCCUCAGACCAGCACACUCCAGGCUGAUUUCCACUGUGAGCUGUGCGACCAGAACUUCCACUCGUUGCGCGCUCUGUCUGCCCACCGCCGGACUCAUGCCUGUGAGAGGCCCUACCACUGCGGUGUGUGCGGACAGGCCUUUGCUCAAAGUGGGCAGCUGGCUCGACAUAUAAGAAGCCACCACAGGGAGGCUACUGGUGGAGGAAGUGGAUGCGAGUCUGUGGAGACGGUCCUGAUGGAGGAGGAUAUUGGGAGGCAGGGGGUUAGAGGAAGGCUUCAGGGGGCAGGGAUGGUGGGAAAAGAGCUAGAUCUGACUCAUCCAAAACACCCCUCCGUAGCCUCAGGCCUAAUGCUGUUAAACUCGCAGCUUAGACCACCUGACAAGGAGUUACUCAGGCUUUACCAGCACCACAGAGCUGGUGGUGAGGAGGCAGCUGAGGGGCAGGGGGAGCCGCAGCCUGCCUCACCCUGUGCCAGCCCCUCUGAAGGCUCCCUGGAGAGCGGAGAGACAGGAGGGAGUGGAGAAAGCGGCAUCGCAAGCGGCAACUGCACCCCAAAACGUCCAGAAAUGGGUGAGAGGGCACGAGGAGUGGGAGAGUGGGAGAACGAACGAGAACUUGUGGAGAGGGAGAAGGAGUGGGGCUCUGGUGUGCAGGAGUGGCAGAGGGACUUUGACAGGAGGAGCACUGCAGGAGGAACAGCCAUCAGCGGAGCAAACACCAACUCUGCUCCCAGUUCAACUGGGAAGAAGAAGAAAGACGAGGCCUGCGAGUUCUGUGGUAAACAAUUCAGAAACAGUAGCAACCUGACCGUACACCGCCGAAGCCACACAGGCGAGCGGCCAUACCGCUGUGGCCUCUGCAACUACGCCUGUGCUCAAAGCUCCAAGCUGACACGUCACAUGAAGACCCAUGGUGCCCAGGGGGCCAAGGCUUCCUUCCUGUGCCAGCUGUGUGCCGUGCCCUUUACAGUGUACGCCACCCUGGAGAAACAUCUGAAAAAAGUCCACGGUUUGAGCCAUGCUAGCGUGGGGGCCUACGCUCAGGCCAGCGCUGCCGACACUUUGGCUCUAUUAAGAGCAGGAGAGGAGCUGGGAGCGGCAGCAGUGGUGAAAACGGAGGAGGACGAGGAGAGUAAGGUGCAGGGGGAUGCGGUUAGAGACAUGGAGGUCGAAGAAGGUGGCGGGAGUCCAGCUACAGUGGAGGAUCUCCCACAAGAAAGCAGUGCAGAGGUGAGCCUAGCUUUGGCUUCUGCUCACUAAAAAAAUGGCACAUUAGGGCCGCACAUGCUAUCAAAGCAAAGAUGCUGCAUCACUGUCAGCAGCGGCAGGUCGCCCCAGUGUUGAGGCCCGCUGCAGCCAGCAGCAGUUCAUAAUCAUAUGCAAAGCUGCUGGCUGAAACUAAGUGCCUACAGUUCUUCAGACCACAGAGAAAAACAAGUCCGUGACAUUCAGCAGGGAGAUUACCAUACCUCGUGAACAGGAAGUGCUGCCGCAGUCCACACCAACACAGGAAGCUGAUCACCAUGCUGCAGCGCAAAAUGCAAAAGAAUAAAAGUGUGUUUCACUUCUCUAGCGACCCACUGGACAGAUGGCGACACAUCUCCAUCAGAGCAAACACUGACAAAAAAAAAAAAAAAAAAAGGGCAAUAAUAUGAUAUUCAGCACAGAGGCGAGGGAUCAGACUGUGCUGUUCUCUCUAGAGAAGACCUUUUAAAGGCUUUGGAGGAGCCACAGGCUGAAAUGAAUCCAAACACUGUCUGCCUGUAGUUUGUCACACUCUUUUUAAAGGCGCUUGCUUGUCACAACACUUGUCACUUAAUGUUUACAAGGCUUACGGGGCUUAGCGAGGCUGUGCUCCUGACUUUGUGAAUAGAUGCUGCAGUGGAUAUAAGGUGUUUACACGCCCUUGUUAAAACAGCAGGUUUCUUUGACCUAAAAAUAAUGAGACGAUGACAAAUCAUUUCAAAACAUAAAUGGGACAUCAAUUCUGUGUUAUGUAAGUGAAACUUAUAUUGGAGGGUGAAAAAAAAGGUAAGGAUCUCCAAUAAGCUGUUUGCAGUGUGCACAACCUUAGGUUAAAGCUUGCUGAAGCUCUUUGAUUUCUCAUCAGUGUUUACAGCUUGACUUGGUAAUAUUGCAGUAAUAUCAGACUCUGAGGACAUCUUUUAAUUAGUGACCCCACAGAUUUAUACUGUUUUACUUCUAGACUCUGGUUAAACCAUUGCUAACAGUAGAUUAUUAACAUACAUGACCUCAAAGUAAUCAAAGCUGGAAGAAAACUCUUAAUCUCUAGUAGGCUUCCGGUAUUUAUGAUGAUAUGCAUCUUACAAAUAAAAAUCUAUUGCUGUUUUAAGAAUGGCAACCCUUGGUCAUAAUGCUGCCACCACCAUGUCUCGCUGUGGGUCUGGUGGUCUUUUUUUUUUUUUUUUUUUUUUUUUAGCAAAAUCUACAUUUUGGAGUUGGGACAUAAAUGUUUAACAUGGGCCCCUUAAGAUUCUGCCACAAAGAGAUUCUGAGCUACAACUGAAUGUUUGGGGGAAAAAAAAAUAAAAUAAAAUUAGAGUUGUGCAUCACAGCCUUCAAUCUGAGGUUUCCGUCCCAAUCGGUGCAAACAAGAAGUUUCUGCUGCUCCUUUAGUGUUUCUCUCAGCAUAAAAUUAAGUCAUUUUAUCAGCAUUGAAGACACGUCCAGUUUUAGUUACCUCAUAUUUUAUUAUUUUUUCCCUGAUUAUUGAUGGUCUAAUGUUGAUAAUAUGCAUUUAUACAGUAAAAUCCAAUAAGACUUCCCGAAAUCUUAUUGGAGUCUGUAAUUUAUAAAAACAUAAAUGAAUCCUUGAAAUUAAAAAGCAAUCCUGUAAAAGUUUCACUUUGAGGAAUAAAGUGCAUUUGCUGAACAAGAAAAAGGAUAUGUCAAGUUAUUCUUAUUCUUCUAAAUACGGUAACCUUUUAAAGAAUUUUGUCACAACAGCAAACAACCAGCAGCUUUUUGCAGGUUUAACUGGUAUUUUGAGGAUUUUAUUGCUGGUCAUGUGCUCCAUGUCUUUAAGGUUGGAAGGCCUCCUUACCAUCACCCUAAUUCUUUGCUCCCUCUACAGAUUAAUCAGAUGGUUGGGAUACUACUGUAACUGGGUUUGACAAUACAAUCUUCUCCUAGGGGUGUCAAUCAUUUAAAUGUAUUCUGUGGGGUCUGUAGGAGAACUAAUAACAUUUUUAGUUGAUCAGACUAAACUUUUAACAUUAAAU